UAUAAUAUUAACAUUGUAGAAUAAUUGUUUCAGAUGAUUUAUUAUGAAAUGGAAAUGUUUGUCAAACAAGGGAAUGAAGAAACUAAUAUUACAUUGCAGCAUUAUGUUGAUAAUUACAAGCAUAUUUAUGGCAGCUAUAUUUUAUUUUGUUAUCUAGGCGCUAUUGGUAUUAUUUGUGGGCCCUUAUUUCUUGCAGACGAGUUUCCAGCUCCUGCAAAAUAUCCAUUCUCUAUAGAACAUUUUCUGAUGAAAAGUAUUAUUUAUUUACAGCAAUCAUUAGUUGCUUUUCAAACUGUUGCUGCAAUAUCUGUCGAUUACAAUAUUGCGAUUCUUUUAUUAUAUUGUGCAGCAAGAAUUGAGUUGUUAACCCAAAAAAUUCGCAAUGUCAAAAAUGAGAGGGAAUUAAAUAUGUGCAUCAAACUUCAUAAUGAAAUAUUAAGAUAUGUGAAUGAAGUAAUUAGUGUGAUAAGACCUAUAAUGUUCAUUACGAUAAUGACAACAGCUAUGGCAGUUAUUUUUGGAAGUUUGAAUCUCGUUACUGAACAACCUAUAAUAGUCAAAAUCCAAUAUGCCAGCAUAGUAUUGAUUGCUGGUACAGUACUUUUUGCAUGCUCUUUGCCAGCUGAUAAAUUAAUGCAUACGAGUAGUAAAAUUUGUUUGGGAGCAUAUGAAUCACAAUGGUUUGAAGGAAGUGUGAGCAUGCAGAAAAAAAUCAUUCAAAUUAUAUUCAGAGCACAGAAAUCAGAAGUUAUUAGCAUUACUGGUAUUCUUCCAGCUUUGACUUUGCGUUACUAUGCAGGGUUUCUAUAUUCAUCGCUCUCUUAUUUUACUGCAGUACGUAUCAUGAUCAGUAGGGAUUAAAGUAACAAAAAAAGUAUAAUACAGUAUAAUACAGUAAACUUAUCAAACGUCUUUAUUAUGUAAGUAUUGAAUAAAAGUAUAUUAUCGCUGAUAUAUGAAUGUAAUUUUUUAAAUUAUGUAAUAAAAUAAAUAAUUAUAUUCUUUACAAAGUUUAAAAAGUUU
Monomorium pharaonis (pharaoh ant) is the source of this 1023-nucleotide messenger RNA. RefSeq lists its product as uncharacterized. Gene Ontology annotation, biological process: detection of chemical stimulus involved in sensory perception of smell; sensory perception of smell. NCBI's taxonomy places the organism in Eukaryota, Metazoa, Arthropoda, Insecta, Hymenoptera, Formicidae. The transcript is spliced from 5 exons. Gene Ontology annotation, cellular component: plasma membrane. Bases 34 to 861 code for a protein of 275 amino acids. The record is from RefSeq and is a predicted model, not a curated record. Gene Ontology annotation, molecular function: olfactory receptor activity; odorant binding.